AUGGUCGACAAGCGUGAUGAUGGCUCCGGGGAGCGGAAGAUGCGUAUGGUUGUUAAUUACCAGGCUCUGAAUGCCCUUACAGUCGCUCCUGAUUUUCCAUUACCUCCCAUUCAAACCAUCCUGGAGAUGCUGGGAGGCACCAAGUACUUUUCCACUUUGGUCCUUGAAACAGGAUUCCAGCAAAUACGUAUGGCUAAGGAAGACCGCUGGAAGACGGUUUUCCGUUCCGUUCUAGGGCUAUUUGAAUAUCGAGUUAUGCGCUUUGGCCUUAAGGAUGCUCCAGCUACGUUCCAGGCCAACAGUAAUGCCUAUCUACAGCCUUUAUUAGGACAGCGUGUUAUUGCGUACCUAGAUGAUGUACUUACUUAUAGUUCCGACCUCUUUGGACACGUUUCCCUCCUGCGACAGAUUCUCAGCGUUUUCCUGGAAAACCAAUUCUACCCAAAAUUCUGCAAAUGCAAGUUCGUUAGGCAAGCAAUCACAUAUUUGGGUUAUACCAUCACUGCCGAAGGCAUCAAACCUGCAGAAGACAAAAUCGAAGCUAUCCGGCACUGGCCAGAGGUGCUGGAAAAUGAAACGCAAGUGCGGCAGUUCCUCGGCACCGUAAAUUACUGUCGCAUGUUCAUGAGACCUGAUUAUGCAGACGUUUCGCGGCCUCUGGUUGAUCUUACACGUUUCAGAUGGACAGAACUUCACACAAAGACGGUGCAGCAGCUCAAACAGCGUUUAAUCGAUUUCAGUACAUGGCCGCGAGCCUUCUCGAAGUGUCUUGUUUUCCGCGCUCCGUACGAAGUCCCUGCAAAAUAA
Molecule: messenger RNA, 807 nt
Organism: Eimeria necatrix
Lineage: Eukaryota; Apicomplexa; Conoidasida; Eucoccidiorida; Eimeriidae
Product: OSJNBa0042D13.18 protein, related
Exons: 1
Coding region: 1-807 (268 amino acids)
Source: RefSeq, a predicted model, not a curated record